UGUAAUCGGUCUAUAAAAUGUACAUUACCUAUUCGCUAUUCAUUUAUAGCAUGAGGAAGUAUGUAAUUCUAGGUAAUUCAGUUUUUUUAAACGUGUAAUGAUUUGUUGCAGGGAGCUGUGCUGAACUGGAGUUUGAAGAAGGGACUGCCAACAGAUCUUCAAUAUUCAUCUUGCAGCACUUAUACAGAAUGGCUUCACGGGGGCAAAAAAUGUUGGAUAUGAUCAACAAGACAACAGAUUUAGAUGCUUCUACCCAUACAACACGUGGAUCCAAGACCAUCUCUUUCAAGGAUCUUUUCCCGGAUUCCAACUUCACAACCAAAGAAGAGACAGCUGAAAUUGGGAAAUUGAUUGAAAAUGACUUAGGUGAGGUAAUUGUUUUGGAUAACAAUAUUUUCCAACCGGGACCAUCCAACAAUACGGAAGUUUUUGAAAGCAAUGGAACACCAGAUUUGUCAUCAAUAAUGACUGUAGAAUCUAAUGAGACACUCAUCAAUUACCAACCAGGUACAUCUGGUGAUAUUAAUUUAUUGGGUAGUAGCAACUCAACAAAUCCAUCUUCGUUUGAUUCAAUCCAGAAUGGGAUAAUAAUUGUAGAUUCUAUGGAGCACCAAUUGAUAGCAUUAGUUUUGAACCAGGCACCUCUGACAAUAACCCAAUUGAAGGCUUUGUUAGCAAUGAAGCACCAGAUUUAUCUUCAAUCAAUAUAGAGUCCAAUGGGGAACUGAUUAAUGUGAUUGGAGAUCCUGAGGUACAUAUGAAUGAUGUGAGCUUUGAAAGAAAUACAUCUGACU
Messenger RNA from Nilaparvata lugens (brown planthopper), 794 nucleotides. RefSeq lists its product as uncharacterized. Bases 189 to 710 code for a protein of 173 amino acids. Lineage: Eukaryota; Metazoa; Arthropoda; Insecta; Hemiptera; Delphacidae. The transcript has 2 exons. The record is from RefSeq and is a predicted model, not a curated record.